AAUAAUUCACUCAUUUGUGGGGCCACCGUAAACAUGCCCACAGCGGGGCGUGGCAGUCGCCAGUCGGUCACUAUCCGGCGUCGAGAGCGGUCGUGCCGCGUUUCACCCCGUGCGUACUCAAAGCCGCCAAGAUUUUCGACCGGCAAUACCACUCACCCUCCAAGGUGUUAAAGUUGGAGGACGACCCUUGGGGGUCAUGUGCCAUGUACUCCCCGGACAAGAUGAAGUCGGGCGGGGGGCUCAUGGGGCCCCCCGGCUGCUUCCCGGGCCGGUACAGCCCGACGUAUCGGAGCCCGGAUCCGAGGCGCUGCGUGCCCAAUCCUUCUAGCCGGAUACUGGAAGAUGCGUCACUGAUGUGUAACUCCUGGUCUCCGAGACACAAUGGUGACCUCUUUGGUGGUCUAAACGACGGCCUCCUCAGCCGCGCAGAGGCCCUCGCGGCGGUAGACAUCAGCAAACACCAGAGCGGACCCCAGCCCGGACCCUUGCCGCAGCUCAAACAUGACAUGGUGUACCACCAUGGGGUCGGCGGACCACCGCCGCAUAACGCUAGACCACAUCAGCAUUUCUUCUCACAGAUGGGCCACCACGGCAUGGAGAGUCUCGACAUGCUUGACCCGCUCAGCUCCUCAUCCAUGACCACCCUAGCACCCAUGGGAGAGGUCGCGCCCCCACACCACCAGCUGCACGGCUACGGGAUGAACCAUGUCAUGAAUCAUCACCACCACGCAGGGUCCUUAGGGCACGCACCACCAGCUCAUCUAGCUCACCCGUCAGCCGCUCUUCAUCCAGAUACAGACACAGAUCCAAGAGAGCUUGAAGCUUUUGCAGAGAGAUUCAAACAGAGAAGGAUUAAAUUGGGAGUAACUCAAGCAGACGUCGGGAAAGCACUAGCGAACCUGAAGCUACCUGGUGUUGGAGCGCUCUCCCAAAGUACUAUCUGCCGCUUUGAAAGCCUUACUCUAAGUCAUAACAACAUGAUCGCUUUAAAACCGAUCUUACAAGCUUGGUUGGAAGAAGCAGAGGCCCAGGCGAAGAACAAAAGACGGGACCCCGACGCGCCCAGCGUCCUUCCUGCUGGCGAGAAGAAACGCAAACGCACAUCCAUAGCGGCACCAGAGAAGAGGAGCCUCGAAGCGUACUUCGCUGUCCAACCACGCCCUUCCGGAGAGAAAAUAGCAGCGAUCGCGGAGAAACUUGACUUGAAGAAGAACGUGGUAAGGGUGUGGUUUUGCAAUCAGCGGCAGAAACAGAAGCGGAUGAAGUUCGCCGCGCAGCACUGACCGGGGGGGGGCGGCGCGGCGCUGCUCUACCCGGGUACCGGGUACGGGUACUAGCCGCCCGCGACACCUUACCCGGUCUCCCCCUGGGGUCGACCACUCGUAAGCAAUAAUAGUUUCGAUCUCAUUCCUUUAACACAUCUCAAUUCGUAGCGUAGCUCCUUUUGUAUUCUCAUAUUAUAUUUUUCGAGACACAGGGUAUAUAUUCGAUUAUAUACAUAUCAUUACAGUAACUAGAGGUCGCUUCACCGUAUCAUUUCUGCUGUUUUGAUGUUUUACCAACAUCUUGUACAUGAAAAAUUGAAAUUCAGGAUUUUAAAGAGAAUGUGCCUUGCAAAUAUCAAUAUUCUGUGUUUAAUGUUAAAGUGACUUGAACGCCGUGUGGCGUCGCGUCGGCAGUGGCGCCGGCCACAGGCGGUAGCGGGGCGGGAGCGAUCCGCUCUUCGCUCGAGCCGUACGUGGAUUGGACAAGUAAAAUGUUAGAAGAAGCCUUAUUAGAUGCGAUCAAAAGCAUGAACAAAAUUUAACAAAAUCGCAACGUGGUACCUAAGAAAAAGUUUCUUUAUUAACUAUUAGAAACACGAAGGAAAUGUUAAUGUUUUUAUUAUUAUAAAGUCUUCAUAUUACUUGUCUAAUUCGAUUAAAUUCGAUCAAUUCGUUAGUUCUGUUCUGAUACUAUAAAACUGUAUAAAGUUUAAUUAAGGGUAUACUUUCAAUUUUAGUUGUUAGUAUCCAGUAGUCAUGAUUUAACGAUCAUUUAAUAUUAAAAGCAUUUCACGAAAGGCACAAUUAAAUUAGCUUAAGAAGUUACUAGUGACAUUUAGCCAAAAUAGUUUUAAAAUUUCAUUUGUAAAUAACACAUUUCGAUCUAAUAGGCAUUUAGAAUAGUUAUAUAAAUAAUUCAAGUGAAUUAGUACAAGGCGGGAUUCGUGCUGUGCAUUUCAAGCAUGCCAAAAAUAAGUGUAUGAUAGUUUUGAGGCCAAAUCUCCGGACAUUUGAUGGAAGUUUUCUUUCUUAACCAAUUGUUAAGGCAG
Messenger RNA from Cydia splendana, 2314 nucleotides. It is a transcript of the gene acj6, whose product is annotated as inhibitory POU protein. The coding region runs from base 204 to 1283 and encodes 359 amino acids. The record is from RefSeq and is a predicted model, not a curated record. Gene Ontology annotation, biological process: regulation of transcription by RNA polymerase II. Gene Ontology annotation, molecular function: RNA polymerase II cis-regulatory region sequence-specific DNA binding; DNA-binding transcription factor activity, RNA polymerase II-specific. The transcript is spliced from 4 exons. Lineage: Eukaryota; Metazoa; Arthropoda; Insecta; Lepidoptera; Tortricidae.